UCUGAAUCCAUGGUAAUCUCCUCGUGCCAGUACAGGUUUGUGCUUGAAAGUGAGUCUGGCGCCUCGUGGCAAGACACAUACGAGUCACAUGGCGGCGGUUAAUUGAGCCGCAGACAACAAGAGUUAAUUCGACUACGCCGCAAAUAGGUUAAUUAAAGUGAGGCGCUCGUCCACCUCUACACCUGCCUGCAGGCCACGUGCACCUGACGUCACUGGAGCAGCUUGCAGAGCGGGGUAUCAGCUGCAGCAGCUGGUGGCGGCAGUCAGGCUGUUGGCGCUCGGGUGGGCGGGGCCCACAGCUGGUGCGCGCGCUCAUCCCCGAGGUUGGACUCAAAGACUUUCGGUUUUCUUCAAGAGCGGGAUCAGCUUUGGGUGUGAUCUUACGCGCGUGCUGUCAUGGGCUCUAGUUUCGCGAGAGAGAUACAUAAGAACAAUGUGUUUUAGAUAGCAUCCGUGCCACUAGCAACAUCCAGAUUCUACUUCUUGACACUUUCUCGAAAGAAAUCCAGACAAAACUCAGUAACAGCAUACAAGGUCUCAGACCGCUGUUUACAGUGAAUAUGCUUAAGUUCAAGCAGCACAACAGAUCUUUGAACACAGUUUGAAAUACUUUUGAAAACGCCAAACUCUGAAUAGUUCUGUCAACAGAUAGUCGGUAGACAAACAUCACGGGCUGAGUUCUUACCGGUAUGAGGUGUGACUAAUGACAGUAACUGGAAGCAAGUCAUCUGAUGUGUGUCUGAAUUCUACCUGAGACAUUACGCUCCAGUGUCUGAGAGAAUCUCAGAUUAUUGUUUCCUCACCGUCAUCCUACUUUCACUUGUAGUAGCGGCGACUGGACUGUAUAGUGGUGUGCUGAGACCACGUGACCUGCUAAUUCAUUCACCACAAAAUGACAAGAACGAUGUGUAAAAAGAUAUGUCAGCUUCUGUGACAGCAACACUGGUUACACACCACUCUAAGGUCGUCAGAUCUUUUAAAACUUGUUUAAAUAAAUACAGACUACAUCGUCUUUUGACAGUACUUCUUGUGACAAUGUGACAGUGUGCCGUUAAUGCAUCUUAUGACAGUGCGCUGUUACUGACAUGUCUCGUGGCAGCAGCUGUCUUCAACGCACACUUUCAACGUCUUCUACCCAACUGACAGCCGGAGGAAAACGCUCCGGGUUUCCAGCAAAUUUCUCAAAUCAGUAAACUAAGUAGUUGAACAGUCUGAUAUUUUGUCACUACUCAGUUACUACGACAACUACACGCCGAAACAUCGUGCUGCCACCUGAAGUCACUACAAGAAGGCAACAAAAUGGAAGCGUUUCUACCUGUUGUUAACCAGACAACACUAUCCUCAAGCCAACUGUUCAUGAAUGAGACUUCACUGGCCGUGACGUCAGCAGCGACAGCGCUGGACACCAACAUGACGUCAUCUCUUAACGUCACGGGCAACGGGACAAUGGGCGAUGUGGACCGGAACCAGACCGGUAGCUAUGGACGCUAUGGAGCCAUUGAACAGUUCGCCCUCUUCUGGGCCGCGUACUACAUAAACCACUACUAUCUGGUGGUUGUGGCCGCUGUUGGCUUUCCUGGCAACUUGCUGAGUCUCUUCACCAUUCUCAAGAUGAAGCCCUUUACAUCACCUUCUAUCUAUGUCGCCGCUCUGGCCAUCUCUGACAACCUUUGUCUCAUCGCCAAAACAUUUCUUUUGCAGUUAACCAAGGAGGAUGUCAACGUGGGGCCAGCAGGCUGUAAAACACUCUACUAUAUGGGCAAUGUCUUCUCCAUAUUCUCCAACUGGAUUCUUGUCCUCAUGACGGUGGAGAGGUUCCUGGCCAUUCGUUUCCCCCUCAAGAUCGGAGCCCUUUGUACCCGGCGCCGCUCCAUGAUGACUCUUGUGUUGCUGUUUGUGUGUGUGAUGGCCCUCAACAUCAUCUACCCUGUCGCCGCCAAAGACCAAAUAAACGGCAACGACUGGAUUUGUAUCUUUGGCAAAGAGUUUGACCAGCUCAUGGAAAAAGUGUGGUACUGGGUAGACGCGUUCUUCUACUCCAUCAUCCCCAGCAUCCUGCUCAGCAUCUUGAACACACUUAUUAUCCUGGGCAUUCGACGGGCCACUGUCAUCCACCGAGCGCUGACAGAGGAUGGUGGCAGCCGGAAGACAGCCUCUGGCCAAGCAGCAGAGAAGGUGCGUCAGCAGCGUCAGAUAACCAUCAUGCUCUUCGUCCUCUGCGUCGUCUUCGUCGUGCUGACGUUGCCCAACUCCGUCUUCUUUGUGUAUCAGCGGUACUGGGACUACAGUGUAUCUACGUACGAGACUGCCAAGUACCUUUUCGUAAAGCAGAUUAUCUUCCUUCUCUCGGACAUGCCGCACGCCAUCAACUUCUUCGUCUACUUCAUCUCGACCAAGAAGUUCCGCGACCGAUUCCUGGACACCAUCUGUUGCCGACUUUCGCGGACCCGCCAUGUUUCCAGCUUCACCCACACAGCACAUUCGCAGCUGUCGGAGACCGGAAGUAUCUACGUCACGGGCACAUCGAAUAAUGGCGUCAUUCCCAUGCACGUCAGGAAUGGCAGCAGACUGUGAAGCGGUCCUCGUCCACGUCACAGGUGACGUCACUGGAGACGUGACCCACGGCCAGAUGUUUGAGUCACUGUGACGUGUCUAUGGCUAUACUUGGUAGGACGUGACGGGAAACACAACUGACAAAAGCAAACCAUUGGCUGACAGCAGAUACUUGGACAAGACCUGACCAAUCCUCAGCCACUAUACGACUUUUGACCUGUUGGCAAUGUUCUGUUUGAACACGUCACACUCGCACACCUGUGGAGUUUACACGGUGACAAUUCCGCGUGCAGACGGCAGAGGUGCUGGUGUGUCUUCUGCCUAACAUCCUCCAUUUCUUGAUAGACAUGGGGAACAUUUACGCUGCACUGGACUAUUCUCUGUCUCUCUUGCUUCUAAAUAAUUUGAAACAUUGUAUCCAACUGUAGUUGUGUUUGUGUCUCAUUCAUGACAUGCUUCAGUCUUUCUUCCGGUAGCUUUGAUAGUUGAGUUAUUGUGAAAGUUCGACCUUAUGUGUCAAAAGUAGCGUGUCAACAGGCUGUUAAUAUUAUUGUCAAGUGUAAUCUGUCACGUGUGCAGUCCAGUCACGUGUGUAGGUUUAGUCCAGUUUUGUGUGUGUAUAUUCUCUGUCUUGAGUCUGUGACAUUGCGAAUCUGCAGAUGGUGAAGUCCAAAGAUGGACAACUGCUGAAGUCUGCAAACAUGCUCAGGUUGGGCGCAGAUAAAUAAUGUCAUCUGCACAAAAACUCAUUUUCUGCUUCGUUUUGUCUUGUGGUGGGACGUUGGUCUUUAGCACAGUGUUAAUAAAGCAACGGCAAUACUAGAACCUUCGUUGAAGAGUGGAAUGCUAAAGAACCAAUUUCUUGCAGAUUCUUUGUGAUGCCUAACUCUUCUUCCUCGCUUGUAAAGAUUUCCCAACCCUCUAGGAGUUAGUUACUCAAUGUACAGCGGAGUCGAGUACGCUGCAUCAUGGGAAUAUCCAACAGGUGUGCACGUGCUGUAGUCCAGUCUGUCCGCUGUCCCGUCACGGUGCUGGAGAUUCUGUGAUGUGCGUCACACAGGUGUCUCUGGUCUUUUGUAACGACUGUUUCGACAACAAGACUUGUUCAGAACAGUCAACAGCGAAACUGAAAACGUUUCUGACAAGGCUGACUCUGAGAAAGUUGUUGUCCUGCUCACCACUCACGAUUGUAUGAGCACCACUACCAUCCUCAUCAUCCACUGGAGGCUUUAGUGUCCAUCUACCUGCUGGAGUGAAAUUUUACCUAAAGCUAAACGCCUUCCUUCCCACUUUUCUCUUUUUUCCUUCAUUAUUUCUUUCAAACUGUCUUCCUGAUCUUCUACUUCCUCCACAUUUUCAGUACUUUCUGCUCAGUUUAAUAAAACUAUUUAAAAUACCACAGCUCAGACACGCAGACAGUCACACAGAAUGAGAAUGAUGCACAGAGCACGGUGUGUGUGUGUGAUUAAAUGUUUAUUUGAAACCUGGUUAUCUGUUGACAUGGCGAGUGAUUAUCUAACAGGUGUGUUGUUAUCUGUUUGCGGUGUGUGAUUAUUUAUACCGCAUGUGAUAAUCUGUUUAUAUGGUCUGUGACUCGCUUUUUGCGUGGUGUGUUUACGUUUACGUGUUUUUGUUUAUGUGUUUUGCGUCGUUAUCUGUUUAUGUUAAGAGCUGCUUCUUGCCAUCAUUGCUCUCUUCUUUCUGCUGUUUAGAUCAUCUUGCCACCGCCGACUCCUCUUUAACCUCCUGAUGCCUUCUUAUAAUGGACUGAGAUAUCAACAUCAACUCGCUGCCUCGCUAUAAUUCCUUCCCUCGCCCUCGCCCUCCCUUCCCUUGUGUGUGUGGGUGUGGGUUUGUGGGUGCUUGAGUAAGUGCGUAGAUAUUUCAUCUGGAUAAGUCUGGAUCGUGUGUGCGUGUAAGCGUACGAAUUUAUAUUUCAAUGUGGUCUGUGAAUAAUAUCAAUGUGUCCCUCUCUCUUCACUGCUAGAAAUGUUUACAAAUUUCAAAGCUGGACUCAAGUCAGUAUAUCAAUGGACAAUGUUUAAACUAUACGAUGCCAAGGACGCCCCGCCUCCUUUCAGGUAACUUCAGUGCAAUGACCGCACACGGAAUAGUUAGUCUCCGCAUACAUUGCACCUGAACACGUGUACCCACGACUACACACACCCUUUGAGGUAUAAAACUGAAUUUCUCACCAUGAACUGUUUAAAGACAUUUUCGUUCAGCACUUGGUCUAAGCUUCAUGGCUGCCUGGCAUACCAUCAUGCAGCUUCUAGUGUUUUCAGGGCAGGCCACUGGCAUCGCCCUUAUCUAGCAUCGCAUUAUCUACCUUGACUCGACAUUCGGCCUCUUCCUCAUCGCCAGCCGCCACUCACCAAUCGUAUUUGACUGAAGAGUGCUCUCCCAUGGGAAAAGCAGAUAUGCAAAUGAAGGCAGCACGUGAGCGAGAUGUAGACAGCGGGGCCAUGGCUUGAGAGCUGCUGACAAUGCCACCUUGCCUGCUUCCUGCCCUGUCUAGUGAAUCGUUAAGCGUCUGCUGAGGUGAGAGAUGGAGGUUGGUGGCCAACAGCUGGAGGAGGACCUGAGCAUCGUGCUGAGCGUUUGACAGAAAUGUUUACCACGCUGACCUCGGAUGAGACUGACCUUACGUGUUGUCUCGCUAAAUUACAUUUGAAUUGGUAGUUAGGAAUAAAUUUCAAAUCGUGUAAUCCCUUCGUUCUUUGUAAAAUGAGGACAACGUUGACGGUUGGAUAAAAUGAGAACAAUGUGUGCAGGACUAAAUAGAGAGCUUGGUACAGAGCUUGCGCUUUGGUUAAGAAUCUCGACAUGUCCACGUGGUUAACGUAUGUUCUCUUUGUAAAAAUCCAUAUACACUAGAAAUGAAGUCUACAAUAUACUUUCCUCAGCCUUAAAAAAAUGUAUAAAUGGGCAAAAAGUAUGGGUCGUCAUGGAGACUGAUGGAAUCUUCAACCUGAUGUCCGCGUCGGGUGCUUCUUGCGUGUCAUCAUGUCCUGAAUCCAUCCUCUUUCCCCCCUUUUUUAGGUUCUUGAACCGUUUGUGCGAGUCUGUGUCUUCUUUGCCUUUGAUAUUCCUUCCUUUGUCCACUGUUCACUGUGACAUCUACUCUUUUAACACUAACCGAGUGAAUGUGAGCAGUAUCUCAUCUUAUCCCACUUCAAUAGUCGAGCGUUGCUUGAACUUUCAGGAACAAUAUGCAGACUCAGCAAUUUCUUUACAUUCUCUCUCUCUCACUGUUUGUAGUGUGUGGUUCGCCUUGUAAAAAUAUCAAUUUGCUUGCAUCUACCCUCUGAGUUUCACAAUGGAAAAAACAUUAGGGUUUCUUCUUUAAUAGCAAGACGUUCGCCUCGAUAUGGAGACAAUGAUGAUGAUGGCCAUCUUGUGAUGGCGGUGGGUUGUGUUGGCAGCUGCAGAGAGUCGUGUUUUACAGACGGCCAUCACUAUCAGCAGACUCCAUUAAAAGAGGCAUAAUCAACUCAGCACCGUCUAGUGUUAGUUGUGACACUUGUUCUCCGAUGUCCAUAUGCAGCCACCUGGCAGCUCCUGUGUGAUGUGUGUGCGUGCGCGCACGUGUGUUACGUGUCUCCGUGUUCUAUUGCGAUCUUCUGUAGGUUUCAGCAUCCUGUGCAGGUCAGUUUGUAGGAGUUUACAUUAUUCUGCUUCGAGUCUUUUUUUCUAUUUUCAUAUAGCAUAUUUCUUUCUGUUGACGACGACGAUGGACAAUGAUGAUGAAGAGGAGGAGGAAUGUCGAUUUCAAAUUUACUGUAUUUAAAAGUUUUGUCCCUCAUGCUAUUCAGUUUGUUAGAAUAAAUUGUGUUGUAACCAUGAUUUGUAUUUUACAACCUUUAUUUAAGUCGUUUAUUUCCAUCGUCAUUAUAGGUGGGUAUACUGCUUUCGCAAAGAUAUUUUUAAACCUUCCGACAAUCUCGUAAAAUGCAUUUUUAUGAAAACUUUAUCGACGUUCACCGAAGACUGACUUUCUCGCCACUUGCAUCCAUCAUGGACGAUGGGGAGCAGGUCCUUCACGUUCGUAAACCAGUUGUUACUCAGACCUCCACGGUGUUGACCUGCCUCCAAGGUAUCUUGAGGGAUAACCUUCGACAAACUGUCGAUUCGGGUCACGUGGCUAAAUUCGACGAGCUGACUGUUGCAAAUAGAGAUGCCUGAUGUCUUUUUGUCUCUCCUCUUUGCUAACAUGCUUAGACUAGUGAAACCCGGUGAUGUAAUUAGUCGUCUCCUGCUUUCUCUUCAGCUGUGUGUGAUAUGUGAAUUGCUGUUUGUGUUGUGUCCCCACAUACACGAUGUUACUGGUCCAGCAGUUGCUGAGUUGGUGUCAGAAUCAUCAUCGUGUGGAUGCUCUCGCGACCUUUGAUCCCUGCCAUUCCGCCGAGCGCUACAUGCAGUGGAAGUGUAUGAUGUUGGUAAAGUCUGUCAAUAAUAGGACCUCAUGCUUGCCAGUCCUCGCCAUCACUUGCCACUGUUGAGUUUUUGUUUUGUUCUAAAGCUACAACUAUUCUGUAAACCACGGUCAUCCCAACUGCAUACUCCACUUUGUUUAUUUGGGGCUGGAAGGUGUAACCAGGUACAUAAUUUUUCCUUAUUUAAACAAAAGGGCUGACUAACACUUGUAGAAUAUAAUGAAACUGUUAGAGAUCAUCAAUCAGCCAUUGUAUUACUGUUAUGGUAGAGAUCUUGUCUGCGUCUGAGCAGCAAAAUAAUUGAAGAUUUGGCGAGAGAUAUUAGUAUCUCGUUUACGAGUUCCUGAAUAAGAUCAACAAACCUGCUGACCAACACCUCUGUCAAUGUCUCCGUCUUGCUUGUAAAUAAAUGUCUCUCGAUGUAUGUAUUGAGUUGAAAGCCUGAAGAAAACAGAUUAGCACCAAAAGACGAAGGCCUGUGUACACUAACUUUUACUGUACCUGUGAUUUCAGGUGCCGAUCAUGUCAGUCUACUAUGUAAAUCUCAAAAUCUUGUGGCAUAGUAUUCUGGUAUUCAUCUUAUCCUGCCUGCCUGAUGAAAAUAUUGAUACCGCAUUGUAGAAUACAUCCCUCAAUGCUCACAUUGCUUUAUUAUAUGUGAGGAACUCAUUUGAUGCUUCUAGUCAUUCGUAACUUACUUCUCCGGAUUCUGUAGGAAAAAAAAUUGUCUUCAUUGUGUAAAGGUUGUUUAUUUAAUUUCCAAUAAAGUUGUCUGCGCACACAGACACCUGA
Messenger RNA from Pomacea canaliculata, 7781 nucleotides. RefSeq names its product probable G-protein coupled receptor 139. Bases 1300 to 2574 code for a protein of 424 amino acids. The transcript is spliced from 8 exons. The record is from RefSeq and is a predicted model, not a curated record. Gene Ontology annotation, molecular function: G protein-coupled receptor activity. Gene Ontology annotation, biological process: G protein-coupled receptor signaling pathway. Gene Ontology annotation, cellular component: plasma membrane. NCBI's taxonomy places the organism in Eukaryota, Metazoa, Mollusca, Gastropoda, Architaenioglossa, Ampullariidae.